This is a messenger RNA of Sinocyclocheilus rhinocerous, 315 nucleotides long. Its product is annotated as pachytene checkpoint protein 2 homolog. The transcript is spliced from 4 exons. Gene Ontology annotation, biological process: reciprocal meiotic recombination; meiotic recombination checkpoint signaling. Gene Ontology annotation, cellular component: chromosome; nucleus. Lineage: Eukaryota; Metazoa; Chordata; Actinopteri; Cypriniformes; Cyprinidae. The annotation marks the transcript as partial. The record is from RefSeq and is a predicted model, not a curated record. Gene Ontology annotation, molecular function: ATP hydrolysis activity; ATP binding.
CUCUUGGAUUAUGUUUCGACAACAAUUUUCUUCUCUGACAGAAAUGUCGACAGCAAUUUGAUUGCCUGGAAUCGUGUCGUGUUACUUCACGGGCCGCCUGGCACAGGGAAGACGUCUCUGUGUAAAGGACUUGCCCAGAAACUCUCCAUCAGACUGUCUGGCAGGUAUGCACACAGCCAGUUCGUGGAGAUCAACAGCCACAGCCUCUUCUCCAAGUGGUUCUCAGAGAGCGGGAAACUGGUCACAAAGAUGUUUCAGAAGAUCCAGGAGCUCAUCGAUGAUAAAGAUGCCCUGGUGUUUGUCCUGAUAGAUGAG